This is a messenger RNA of Pocillopora verrucosa, 1970 nucleotides long. RefSeq lists its product as uncharacterized. Lineage: Eukaryota; Metazoa; Cnidaria; Anthozoa; Scleractinia; Pocilloporidae. The record is from RefSeq and is a predicted model, not a curated record.
GCUUUUUUCCACUUUACUGGUUUGAGUUGAGUUUUUCUUUGAAGAAGUCAUCUUGCUGUCUUAUAUUUUGCUUAAAUUACGAAUAUAAAAAUGUCAGAGCAGGAUCAAAGGGAGAAGAUUAGCGCUUGGUUAAGCAGUACUGACGCUAAGAGAGAGUUCUUCCUGAAUAGUGAUGAUCUGGACAUGCUGAACUACCAACACCGUCAAAUGGAACCUCCUGUGAGAGGAAGACCCGUGAAACUAUGGAAUCCUAAAGAUUUAGAGAAAGCGGCAAUAGAGAAGUACGGGAAGAAAGAAUUCCUAGCCAAGCUUGACAGAAGGGCUCGUCGAAAGCCGAAUCAUUGUGCAAUUUUCAACAAUGGAAAGGAAUCUAUUGAGAUUAAACACACAGAGGGAAAGAAGAGAAAGAGAGCACUGAGCAAGGAUAGUGAUGACGGUAAUGAUAAUGGUGAUGACGAGUCCUAUGGUGGACUUGAGGAGCUUUGUGUUGUUAUAAAGAAAUGUAAUAAGGAGCAGCUGGAGCAGAUUGUAACACUUAUGGCGCAAACUGAUUCUUCAUUUUUGGAACUUUUUAAGAAGGUAAAGCUAGUUUCCUUGUUACCAAGAUCAAAAUUCCAGACAGCCUAUCCAGAGCUUGCAAAGCUCCUUUCUACAGAAAAAGAUGAUAAUGACUCAGGUCAUACAGAAUGCAUAGAUGAUGAUGAUGACAAAGAAGGAGGAGAUGAUGACAAGAGAGCUUCAAAUAUGGAUUUAGAAGGGUCGUGGACUCUGAGUAUUGUAACACCUACUCGUAGAAAAGGUGAAGAAGGGUCAUUAGAUAUAAUUUUUUUCAGCUCAGGGUCCAGUGUCGAUGGCAGUAUUUGUUUUCCAUCUUCAUGUUGUUUAGGGGAUAUUGUGGGAUUCAAAACAAACGGCACAAUGGAGGACACAAACAUUUGUUUUGAGACAAGAAGUGAAUCAAAGCAUGAAUGGUACACUGGUGUACUACAAACUUUUAUUUCAAGAGAUGAAGAUGGAGUUCAAGUUUCAGGGUCUUUUUGGCCAGGUUUCAAAAAGCAAGAUUUACCAAAUACAAUACAUUUUACUGGAAGAAAAGCUGGGGCUACAACAGCUAAAAUCCAAUGAGGAAACAUAAUAGCAUUUUUUCUUUUUCUGCUUGAACCGGUUUUCUUGAUUUUUGUUCAAAUAUAAAAAAUUAACUUGGAAUAUCCCAAAUUAUGAUUGAGCUUCCAAUAUGCAACAGGAGUAAUGAGAAAUCUUAACUUUGUAACAAGCAAUUUUGUUUAAAAAGAAAUUCCCACUUACAUGCUAAGGCUGUUCUAUGUCUAGAUAAAAAACACAAAGCUUUUGCAAUCUUUUCCAAACAGAAUAUUUCUAAAUUAAGCGGGUUUGAUUAUUAUUUUGUGAUUUCUAGGAGGUGGCAGUUACUUUGUGGAAAGAUAGUAAGUUAAUACUUCCGGUCAAAGAGGAUAGGAUUUUUUAAAUUGGAUGAUGGAUAACCUUUAAAUCUUGAUUAUUAUCUUUUACUCAGUUUUUUAGAGAUAAUGUUGAUUUGAAACUUAAUUUGGUCCAGGAGAUAUCUUAGAGAAGAUAACAAUAGUAUGGUUUUUUUUUCAUUUAUAAUUUAAAUCUUUUUAUCAUUUUGUUUUCUUGGAUUAUCAAUAGUGAUUGCAAAGUCUUGUAUAAACAAUUUUGUAUUUAUAGGAAUGCAAUUUUUUGUGGAUUGUGUAGUUUCCAUAAUUGUCUGUUGUGUAUAUAGACAUAUUAUUAUACAUUAAACUCACUAUCUCUUUUCUGAUUGGUGGAAAGUGUACUGUGAAUUUUGAAAAUCAGGGCUGGGAAUGUCAUCUAGCUGCAGAUUAUAGAAUAAUCAUGUCAAGGACACUCAAGGCCAUGAGUAAUCAUGUCAUGUAUGACUGUGGUGCAUGAUUUCUAAGGGUAAUUAUGUCAAAUUCACAUGCUGUGUGCUG